AAGCGGAUGUGCACGCGCCGUUGCAGCGGAAGUGGCCUUUUCCACCAAUGGCAGAGAGCGACGCCGGUUUCGCGGGGGAUUCAUCUCUGCGUCCACACGAUCUGUUCGCGGGAAACACGACAAGGAGCAACAAGGCGGAAUAAAGACGUCGGAUAACUCCUCGAAACUUGAACCUGUAACUUCUGAUCGACCGCUCGUGCAGCGCAGCGAUGCUUUUCCGCUCGAUCGUUGACAGAGGAGUGGGCAGACGAAGGCAGAACGCCGCCCCUGCAGAUCCUUGGCCCAGGCUCCCUCUGAGCUCUCUGCUUCAGGGCUUCCAGUGCGUUCGACAUGACGAACACAUCUCCUAUGGAAACCUGGGGGACUCCGUGCCACCGUUUGGAUUAGCUUUCUCCUCCGCUGGGGAUAUGCAGAACGUCCUCGCUGCAGCCAACGAAGAAGGCAUUGUGAGGAUCUACAACACGGAGAGCAGAGAAAACACGCUUCUCAAAGAAUGGCUGGCUCAUGAGAAUGCUGUCUUUGACAUUGCCUGGGUACCGGGGGAGCCUCAGUUGGUGACGGCUGCUGGUGAUCAAAUGGCUCGGCUGUGGGACGUGAAGACAGGAGACAUGUUGGGCAGCUUUAAGGGUCACCUCUGCAGCCUCAAGUCUGUUGCAUUCACACCUCAGGAGAAAGCUGUGUUCUGCACUGGAGCCAGAGAUGGAAAUAUUAUGGUCUGGGACACAAGGUGCAGCAAAAAAGAUGGUUUCUACAGACAAGUGAAACAGAUCAGUGGCGCUCACAACAAAGCAGAGACAAGCGCCCCCUUGAAGACGAAGAAGAGAAGGAGCAGCACUCGUGGCAUGGCUCCCAGUGUGGACACGCAGCAGAGUGUCACAGUGGUUUUGUUUCGAGAUCAGCACACGCUCAUCUCCUCUGGGGCCGUCGAUGGAGUGAUCAAGCAAUGGGAUCUGAGAAAAAACUACACUGCACACCGUCAGGAUCCAGUUCCACUGCAGACGUACCCGUACCCGGGUUCCUGCAUGCGCAUGCGGCUUGGUUAUUCCGGACUUGUUCUGGACUCCACAAGAUCCAGUGUGAUGUGUAACUGCACUGAUGACAAUAUCUACAUGUUCAAUGUCAGUGGAAUAAAGACAAAUCCAGUUGCUGUUUUCAGUGGCCACCAGAAUUCCUCAUUUUAUAUCAAGUCCACUAUCAGCCCAGACGACCAGUUCUUGGCCAGUGGCUCAAGUGACAAUCACACAUACAUCUGGAAGAUUUCUGAGCCACAACAUCCUCCCAUGACUCUUCAAGGCCACAGUGAGGAAGUGACGUCAGUCGUGUGGUGUCCCACAGAUUUCACCAAGAUUGCUUCCUGUUCGGAUGACCACACCGUCCGGAUCUGGAGGCUUCACCGGGAAACGGAUGCUGUUCAGUCUUCAGUGGGAGAAGCAAACCUUGUGGGGCGGGCUUGUCCAAAAUCUCCAACAAGGCCGUCAGUCAGAGCUGAGACGACUCCCGCCAAAACCCAGAGGAUAGAGAGUCGUCCAGACCUAGUGUCGCCCCGGCUCGCUGCCUGUGCUCCGAGUGGAGCCGCCCUGCCUCUGUCCUCCAGCACCACUUCACCUGUCCAGUCUCAGGAUGCAAAGGCUGCUGCUGCCCGCCAGAGAACGCCACCCUCUAUCAAACAGUGGUUAUCUCCGAGCCGCGGGUCUCCCGGUCAGGUCACCCCUCCUCUUCGCAAGGUCCUGAGCCCGUGUCCCCAGAGUCCGACGAGCAGUGCCUCUCCCAUCGAACGACGGGCCAAGCGGCGGCUGGAGACCAUUGCGUCUGCCAGCUGUGAGGGCGCAGAACAAUGCGACUGUGUUGCCGAACUUUACCCCGCACCCAAGAGAGGCCGGACCCUGGCUGGUAUCUGCUGCCCCGCUCAGGAGAGCAGGGUACAAACAGACUGUCACACAGACGACAAGCAAACCUCAUCUAGACAGAGUGGCAAAGAGAAUUACUCUCCCAGAGGAAUGGACUGGCUGUCUGUGAUGGCACAAAAGAUGAGGAAAGGUCAAGGAAGCCCAAGUUCUCCCAGAAGUCCCAGUGCCUUGAAGAAACAGGAAGGGAAAACACCAGCUUCACCGACGAUUCGAUCGCCGCAAAACAUGAAGAAAAUCUCCAUGUACUUCACGAAACCGACUCUGGAGUGACCUGCUGGAGCCAAUCACGUGUUCUGUUCUUCUGUUUAAAUACAAUGUUUUUAUUUUUGAGUAAAUCUUUUAUACGUGAUGUCCCACAGACAGUAAAGCCUCUGAGACCACAUGAGUUACAUUACUACAUGAACCAGAAAGAAACUGAAGAUUUGAUGCAGCAGUUUUCACAUCCACAGAGGUAGUUUUUUUUUUUUUUUUUUUUUUUUAAUUUGGGUCGUAGGUAUUUGCAUUUGCUUCCUACGCGGAUGUUCUGGUGCUGUGCUGAGAGACUUUAUUAGAAAUCAGGUUGCAUUUCCAAGUAAAUCUUUCACUUUACUCAAACCUGAAAACUGUUAGAGACGAUGCACCAUUUAAUGCAGGACCCCACGUUUCAUCAAGUUGUUCAGGAGGUUAACAAGGUAUUAAUCUUCAAGUAGACAGUUGUCCACAGGUGUAGAUAUUUUAAAGUCUGCUAAAAAAGUACAAUAAAUUAGCUUGACAGCUUUGAGCCCUUUUAUGAACUUCACUCAUUUAAAGUGUAAGAUGGUCACAGAUCAGCUCUGUAACAGCUUGUCAUUUAUAUCUUCAUCUCUGGAUUUUGUCAUUUCAGUGUUAUGCAUAAAAUAAUCUGAUGAUUCAGAUUUUCUUUUUUACUUGAGAAAAUGUUCAAGUUGUUUAUAUGUACAAAAUAACCAAUGAUUGUUGCAUGGUCCGUUUGUAUUUAAUUAACAUAAACUUGUGGUCUGAACUUUAUUAAACUGAAGUCAGGUUUCAUGGUAUUUCUUUUAUUUGAACACUUUGACCCAUAGAGUCAAAAUUAUUCAGGAUUUCCAAAAGAAGACGUCAUAUGAAGAAAAUCUGCAGUUGAAUUGAAAUUCCUCUGAUUUUCUGUCCUGUCAAGCAGCUCACAACCUCUGACUUAAAAUUGUAUCUGAUAUUGACUGGCUGAUUGGGGGACGAAGCUGGGUUUGCUUAGCUGCAGGAUAACAUCCUGGAGAGGAGCCAGCCCUCCCUGUGAGCCACCAGGGGGCCCCCAAAAUCAAACCUCAAUCACUGAAUUAGCCUUUGCUACUGCUCUUUUAUUUAUGUGGCGAAAAGUGAAUAUAAUCAAAUUUGUUUGAUACAAAACUGGCAACAAUCAGAAACUUACAUAAGUAAUGCAGCCUGUAGUUGUGAGGCCCCUCCCUCAGUGAGUGAAGAUCUUGCAGGAUGAACUGUGAAAAUGAUAAUGUCAAUAAAUGUAAUGUUUACCAGAGGCAGAAAAAGAGAGGAACGUGGGUGAAAAUGGACGAUAACAAGGGUUUCACAUGAAUAAGAAUACAGGAGUGCCUCGUGAACUCUGCCCUUUGGUUUGCCUUAAGGCAGGAAAGGUUUGAAAAAGAUAAGACUUUCAAAUAAAAGCCUUGAAAUGGAUCAGGGUUAUAACUGCAUACAAUAGCUGGCUCUAUGACUGUUUCACACUGAAGGGCAGGGCCCCUGGAAGCAGGAGUCCGGCCCUGCUGGAGAGUCACUGCUCUCACAUGAGAUGUACUGACAGAUACUACGUCCUUGUACUAAAACACACUCAAACGCUGCAGAUUGUGAAGUACUUGUUACUGCAGUAACUUUCUCCUCUGCUCCAGCUGCCAUUCCUCAACGUCACGCAUUUGUUUUCACGCGUCACGUGUUCAGGACCCCGCCCCCGCUCUCCCUCUGCCUCCCCUCGAUUGGCCGAAAAAGUUUCCAGCUCCUAAUUCCCGGCGCGUGAUUGGCCCGCUGCAGCUGUCAGUCAGUGACGCGGGCCUGUCAGUGCUCCUGCAGCGCUCAGUGGUGUUCGGGGCAGACGGCGGCGCUGGAGGUGUUUAAUGGCUGAACUCUCGGCUCCACGGCUGCUAACGUGUCUUAUUCGACAAUAACCGUUGGUUUUCGAGAGGCUGCGGGACCAGCGGCGGCUGUAGCGGAGCGAGGAGACCCGCGUGUGGCCGCGGCUAAGUUGCUAACUUUUUAAUGCUAAAUGAAGCUAAGCCGU
Molecule: messenger RNA, 4167 nt
Organism: Paralichthys olivaceus (Japanese flounder)
Lineage: Eukaryota; Metazoa; Chordata; Actinopteri; Pleuronectiformes; Paralichthyidae
Gene: dtl
Product: denticleless E3 ubiquitin protein ligase homolog (Drosophila)
Biological process (GO): proteasome-mediated ubiquitin-dependent protein catabolic process; mitotic G2 DNA damage checkpoint signaling
Cellular component (GO): nucleus
Molecular function (GO): protein-macromolecule adaptor activity; protein binding
Source: RefSeq, a predicted model, not a curated record